Molecule: messenger RNA, 1327 nt
Organism: Thrips palmi
Lineage: Eukaryota; Metazoa; Arthropoda; Insecta; Thysanoptera; Thripidae
Product: tigger transposable element-derived protein 6-like
Exons: 4
Coding region: 56-1327 (423 amino acids)
Cellular component (GO): nucleus
Molecular function (GO): DNA binding
Source: RefSeq, a predicted model, not a curated record
GGCAAGCUGUGUUUAUUGUUUUUGUGUUUGUGUUGUGCGUCCUGUAAAUGGGAAAAUGCCGUCGAAAGGAAUACAGGGCAUUGAAGAGCCCGGCAAGCGAAGAAAGCUGAAUGUGUCGGCGAAACUGGAGAUCUUGAAGAGAGUUGAUGAGCGUCCCAACACGACGAAGAAGGCCUUGGCCAAGGACCUAGGUUUGCCAGUGACAACUUUGCAGCAAAUAAUCAAAGAUCGGGUGAAGAUUGAGAAUGCAGCAACACUGGGAAAUCUUGAACAACACCGCAUGAAGGCUCCUAAAUACCCAGAAUUAGAAAAAGCGCUGGUGCAGUUCAUAACCCAAGCCAGGUCGAUGCCUGUGAAAAUUCCUGUGAAUACCAGACUUCUCAAGACCCAAGCAAAAACAAUUGCUCUCAGGCUUGGAAUCACUGACUUCACUGAAAGGUCGGGAGGGUGGUUGAGCAGGUUUAAAAGACGCAACCGAAUCCUCUUCCGCAAGGUGUCGGGUGAGUCGGCCGACGUUUUCGACGAUACUGUUGACGCUUGGCGAAGACGUGUGCUCCCAUCGCUUCUCAAAGGAUACGAACUGAAAGACAUCUACAAUGCCGACGAGUUUGGACUUUUUUUAAAUCUCCUACCUGAUAGAACAAUGUGCUUCUCAACAGAAGAGAGCUCUGGCAACAAGCAAUCAAGGGCUCGCUUGACCAUCCUGCUGGGCUGCAACGCUGAUGGGACGGACAAAUUGAGGCCGUUAGUGAUUGGAAAAGCGAAAAACCCUCGUUGUUUUGCAAAGAUACGCUCACUGCCAUGUGAUUACUCCGACCAAGUUAAUGCGUGGAUGACAACAGACGAAUGCACCCGGUGGCUAGAAAAGCUAAACAACAAAAUGAGAAUCCAGAAAAGGAAGAUAGUGCUGCUGUUUGACAACUGCCCCUCGCACCCUCAACAAAUCCAACUGUCAAAUGUCAAGAUGGUCUACUUGCCAAAGAACACAACAUCAAAGCUCCAGCCCUGUGACAAAGGAAUCAUAAAAAAUGUGAAGCAUUACUACCGAACUCGCCUGGUGCAGCGGCUCUGCAAUCUCAUUGGAAAACCCAAUGUUGAAAGAAAAGACUGCUUGGUAAAUGUUUACCAGGCUCUUCACUUUCUUCAGUGGGCUUGGAAUCAAGUUAAGGCCGAAACAAUUGCCAAUUGCUUCAAGAAGGCGGGUGUGAGGGAAUUCACCGAAGCAGAUUAUGCAGUGGAUGACGCUGAGAGUGCGGAGGGGUCGCUGAAUUCAUUUCUGACGAGAUUUGAUCGUGAAAGGCACCCUAAUGGGCGGAGCCAGAUUUGA